UUCCACUGUCAGUUUUCCGACAGCGCCCCACCGAUACACAUCAGAAAAUAAAAAAUUUAAAUUGUAUUAAAACGUGAUGAAAAUUUGACUUCUAUAUAAAGAAGAAGAAGAGAGAAAAAAUUUUCUUUCUUCAAAAAAAAAAAAAAAAAAUUGUGUCAAGAGUGAAAAAAUCAAUGUGAAAAUAUUAUCAAAAAGAAUAUCGAAUCUUGUGUUGAUAUUUUUAGGUGAAAAGUGAGAGUUUUUCUCUACACUGGGGUAUUGGGUUAUUAUAUACAUUAAAGUCAUCCUUUUUGGAAAAUGCUAGAAAAAUGUUUCCAAUUUGCGAAAAGUUGAUGUCACGCGUUUGCCUCAUUGUGGCCGCACUUUUUUUACUGCACCUUAUUUGGAUACCACCACAACCAGUUACAGCAACUUUAGAAGAUGAUGCAAUCGGAAAAUGGGCUGACAAAUUCGGUGAAGAACUUUGGGAUUUGGCCAAAAAGAUGACAAAAUCACCUGAAAUUAAAUCUAAAUACAAAGAAUACAAUGCUCGAGUUGAAAACAAAAACGGUACGGCUCUUAUAAAAUCAAUUGUUAAAAAUGUCGGUCGAAUGUUAUCACGUAAAAUGGAUGCAGUUAAAUGCAUUCUCAAAACAGCAGAAGAAGCCGCUGAAGAUUUUACUCUGAAUUAUGACUUUAAUUAUACUGCAGCAUCGAAUGACGUUAAAUACUAUUCGAGUAAAUAUUCGAAAUUUAAAGGCAGGCGAGCCUUGGAAUUGGUGGAAACAAUUGAAAAGAAUGCUCCAAUGUAUUUGGAUAUGACACUUAACCAGGAUACGCAUUUUUAUGAUAUAUUCGUCAAUACGUCACACAGUUCCGUCCAUGUGCCAACGAAUAUUUAUGAUAAAUAUCCCGAAGUACUAAAAGCAAUUAUGUGGUCCGAAAAACUUGAUUCAGUUUUUUUGAACAAUUACAAAACCGAUCCAGCUUUGUCGUGGCAAUAUUUUGGCUCCGACACUGGUAUUCUACGACAUUAUCCAGCUUUACAAUGGGAACCAGAUAAAAAGACCGAAGAUGCUGACACUUAUGACUGUCGAAAACGGUCAUGGUAUAUUGAAACAGCAACAUGCUCCAAAGAUAUUGUCAUUUUGUUAGAUAAUUCGGGUUCGAUGACUGGUUUUCGAAAUCACAUAGCCAAAUUUACAAUACGUAGUGUGUUGGAAACAUUUUCGAAUAAUGAUUUUUUUACAAUAUUUAACUAUUCGGCAACGUGCGAUGAUAUUAUACCGUGUUUCAAGGACGCUCUUGUCCAAGCAACACCCGAAAAUAUUGAUGUUUUCAAUAAGGCCAUAUCAAAAAUGGAUCCACAGGGAUAUGCCAAUUUGACAAUUGCCUAUGAAAAGGCUUUUCAACUUUUGAAAAGGUAUUACAUAGAAAGACGCUGUAACGAGACUUUAACAUGCAACCAAGCCAUUAUGUUGAUAACGGAUGGUGUUGCUGGGAAUACAACUGAAAUUUUUGAAAAAUAUAAUUGGGGAACGGGUGAUAAUGGAACGGAUCGAAUGAAAAUUCGAAUAUUUACCUAUUUGCUGGGGAAAGAAGUGACGAAAGUAAGAGAAAUACAAUGGAUGGCGUGUCUAAAUCGAGGGUAUUAUUCACAUAUUCAAACGCUGGAUGAAGUUCAUGAAGAGGUGCUAAAGUAUGUUGAUGUGAUAGCAACGCCAUUGGUUUUGCAAAACGAAGAACAUCCACCAACAUGGACUCAUUCGUUUGCUGAUAAAACCGCAUCUGAUAACCAACAAGAGCAACAAAGCGCAAAGCAAAGACUUAUGAUAGCGGUAGGAGUGCCGGCAUUUGAUCGAUCUUGGAGGGGUGAAAAUUCAACAAGGAGGGCUAGACUUUUAGGAGUGGCAGGCACUGAUGUACCAGUAGAAGAUAUUGAUAAACUUACACUUCCUUAUAAGCUCGGUGUCAAUGGUUAUUCCUUUGUAAUAAGUAACAAUGGCUACGUAAUAUUUCAUCCUGAUCUUCGACCUUCACAAAAUGGUGUCGUAAAUCCCAACUACAACAGCAUUGAUCUAACCGAAGUUGAACAUUUGUACGAAGAUGUUCAACCCCGUCAACCAGGUGAUAAAAUUCUUGAACUUCGUGGAAGUAUGGUUCGUGGUGAGAGUGGAAAAACCACCGAUAUAACUGUUAAAUUUCAUUACGACAAAAUGCGUCGUGUUUCGGAAGAAGAUCAAGAUUAUUUCUAUGAACCACUUUUGAAUACACCUUUUAGUUUGGGUUUAGUUGUACCCAGUACUUAUGGCAAGAGUUGGAUUAAAGUUGGCGAAGAAGUGAAAAAGAACAUUCACAUGGGUAUUAAUAUUUCGGAUUUCUUUGUCGGUGACAAUUGGAAAAUACAUCCAGAUUGGGUCUACUGUAAGUACCAUUACCUUGAGGGUCAUGAAUUCAAAACUCCUGAAGAAGAAUUUCGUCACUUUUUAUCAAAAAUGGUUCAAAAAGAUUGGACUUGGUCCGAACAGUAUGAGAAGGAUGCCUCUGACGAAGAUGAUGACAAUGAACCCAACUGCGGUCGUAUCACCUUAAACGAUGAUGCCUAUUACUGCAACAAAGAACUUGUCCAAUUAGUAAUAUUCGAAGCUAAAGUUACCAAUUCCAGCUACGGCGAGUGGAAGUUUAAAGACGAUGAAGAAAAAACGCUCAUCGAGCGUUACAAUGCGUCACUGCGUUAUGUAGCCACAAUGAGUGGCCUAACACGAUGGCAAUUUAUUUAUGGCGAAGUUGAAGUCGAUACCGAUUUUGAAUUCGGUGACUACCAUACUAGAGCCAUUGAUGAGACAUGGUAUAAGAGUGCAAUUCUUCAGCAUAGAAUCGACCCGGAUAGUUUUGUAUAUUCGGUGCCACAUGCCAAUGAUCCACCAGAAGAUUCUGAAAUAAAAGUUACAGCCUCGCAUGCAAUUUUUCCGCGUGAUGGUGGUAUGGAAGCACCUGCUUGUGUGGUGGGUUUUCAGUUUCCACAUGUGAAGAUGUGGGAACGUUUUGCCAAUAUUACUUCUGAGGAGAAUUGUAACGGCUGUGUCAAGACUUGUAACGCCGAUGAGCAUGAAUGCUAUGUACUGGACAACAAUGGUUAUGUCCUCAUCUCACAAAACAACAAUGAUACAGGUCGAUUCUUUGGCGAUGUCGAAGGUGCCGUCAUGGAAGCCAUGGUCGAGAAGGACAUUUUCAAGGCCAUUGACGUGUACGACUAUCAAGCUCUGUGCUUGGAAGUUGUAGAAUCUUCAAGUGAUGCUCAUUCAUUGCUUCAUCCAAUUCGACUUCUCUCACUUGGCCUUAAGUGGCUCGUGACAGAAUUUUUCUGGCAUUGGAAUCGCAUCCAAAUGUGGGCCGAAGGGAUGCCUUUCUAUGACGACGAUGAUAGUGAUGAUUAUGACAAUGGCUACAUUGGUCCUCGCAAAACAGCCAAAACCCCCGAAGAUACUGAAGAAGAAAAAGUAUUUCCAAAACCACCACCCGACCCAGUUUAUGAUCAUUGUGAAAUGAAAUCAACAUUGUACACUCUUCAAGAGACAAAUAUUCAUUUCAAUAAUUUCUUACAAGCAAAUAACUCAAGACCGUUUCAUUUGAAACGAAUACCAAAAUCAAAUUUAGUUUUGAUUGUGGUGAAAGUGAUGUAUCCAACAGAAGCGAAAAAACUAACAACAAAACCACAGAAAAUUGAAUAUGAAUUGGAAUUUCCAUGUUACAAAUUGAAUAUGAGUUUUUUGGAACGUCAAAGAAUUGCUGAAUGUUUUACUGAGCAUGUUAAUGAAACUGAAUUUACAUAUUGUGGUGAUGCGGUAUCAAUCCGUUUGAAUUAUUUCAAUUUAGUUACUAGUCUUGUUGUCUUAGCUGGAAUGCGAUACCUCCGACAUGUAGUUGAUUAGAACUUUAAUAAGAAAAAAAAAACUAAACUUGUCCAGAUCCCACCCGGCGGAGGCAGCGGAAUUGCUGAUAUAAUGUAUAGUAGCUAGGAUUUUUGUACCUUUUUAACUUUCUCCCAUAAAUGGCCAAGAAACUUCUUAGAUACAAUUUUUUUUUUUUUAUUAUUUUGUUUUUAUUUUUUUUUAGAACAAAUGGUGCCUGUUUUAUAAAUAGUGUUAGUGUUAAAGGUAUAACUAAAAUAUGAAGUUGUAGGUUUAAAAGGUCAUGCGUCCUACUACCGAAUUCAAUAGUCCGACGUCAAACAGCCUUUAAUUUAAAGAAGAUGCAUUAGACAUGGUCGCCAUCAUAGUAGACUCGUAGU
This is a messenger RNA of Episyrphus balteatus (marmalade hoverfly), 4270 nucleotides long. RefSeq names its product voltage-dependent calcium channel subunit alpha-2/delta-3 (gene Ca-Ma2d). Gene Ontology annotation, cellular component: voltage-gated calcium channel complex. Gene Ontology annotation, molecular function: voltage-gated calcium channel activity. Bases 309 to 3911 code for a protein of 1200 amino acids. The record is from RefSeq and is a predicted model, not a curated record. The transcript is spliced from 14 exons. Lineage: Eukaryota; Metazoa; Arthropoda; Insecta; Diptera; Syrphidae.